AAUGUCUUUGUAAAAUGUGAAAUUGCGAUUCUUGAAUUGUGUUUAUCUUUCUUGUUUGUUGCUAAUUUGAAAAGGCUUUAUAAGAUAACAUAGCAUAAUAGGCGACGUCACUAUUUACAUAAGCCGACAAUCGGUAUUUUCCUCUACUAAUCGUAUAAUGUGAUCAAUAUAGUCCAGUUUUAUUUUAUGUGCAUUCACUAAAUGGGAGAUCGGCAGCGGUUACGAACUGAAGAGAUGGCUACGACAAGCACCGCGGUGACUGUCUCACCGCAAAUACAAGAGUUUGUGACGAUAAGUAAAUAGUAAUUUCUUUCGUUUAUCGUCAUAUUUCGUUUGGAAUUCGUCAUGGGGGUCGUACAUCGAGUAACAUUUCAAGUUUUAAAAGGUUCUAAAAAUGUAUUUGUAACAACAAAAUCGUUUUUCCGUGCUCAUAGUUAUUCCACUAAAGCUGAUGGUCUGCUUAGCGACAUAAAUGUGUUAGAUCUAACGCGGGUAGUGGCUGGCCCUGUAUGCACUAUGACCCUAGGAGAUUUGGGCGCGAAUGUGAUAAAAGUUGAGAGCCUAGAUGGUGAUGAAGCAAGAAAAUGGGGGCCACCUUUUAUUAAGGACUCCACUGAUUCUUACUACUUCCUAUGUGUGAACAGAAACAAGAAGAGCAUUUGUAUUGAUUUCAAAAGUCAAGAAGGUAAAAAAAUUGUGUAUGACUUGGCAAGAAAAUGCGAUGUGGUUGUGGAGAACUUCCUACCAGGUAAACUGGACACACUUGAUAUUGGCUAUGAUAAGUUGAAACAGUUCAAUAAAGGCAUCAUAUACUGUGCUAUCACAGGGUUUGGGCCAACUGGGCCCUACAGGAAUAAACCUGGAUAUGAUGUCAUUGCAUCCGCAAUGGGAGGUUUGCUGAAUACAACAGGUGAGAGAAAUGGUAACCCGGUUAAACCUGGAGUAGCCAUCACAGAUGUCACCACAGGUCUACAUGCUUUUGGUGCAAUCAUGACCGCACUGUACUAUAGAAAUAAAACAGGAAAAGGGCAGAAAAUAGACUGUAACCUCCUUUCUACACAGAUAUCAAGUAUGAUUAAUAUUGCUAACAUUUAUUUAAACUGUGGCAUAGAAGGCCAGAGAUGGGGUACAGCGCACGCUAACCUAGUACCUUAUCAAGCAUUCAAAACUAAAGAUGGAGACAUGGUAAUAGGUACAGGAUCUAACGCCCAAUUUGCAGAUUUCUGCAAACUAAUAAAUAAAGAAGAACUAAUCGCUGAUGAGCGUUUUAAAGAUAAUGCAGCCAGAGUUAAGAACCGCGAUGAAAUAAUCAGAACAAUAAGUGAUGUUAUAAUAACUAAGACUAAAAAAGAAUGGGCGGAGAUUUUCAAAGGCGCAUCAUUUCCAAAUGGACCAGUUAAUACUAUGAAAGAUGUGUUUGACGAUGAACAUGUUAAAGAAAUAGGUUUGGUAAAAGAGUUGCCACAUUCGGUUGCGGGUAAAGUAAAGAUGGUUGGCCCGCCCACUGUGUACUCGGAAGGGGGGAAUUUAGCUAGGACUUCACCACCUUUGUUAGGGCAGCAUACAAUCGAUAUUCUGUCCAACUUCUUAGGUUAUCAUGAUGCUAAAAUUGAGGGACUUUUUAAGGACAGGGAAUCCGUGGAGCGAGUGGCCGUGAUCACGCUGCGGCCGACGCGCGCACAGUCUCGCAAGAAGGUGGUCUGGACCGAGGAUACCGUCGACAACGAGAACAUGAACAAGAAGAAAUCCAAAUGCUGCUGUAUAUACGAGAAGCCGCGACGCUUCGACGAGUCCGACACGGAAGAGAGCGACGAUGAGUGCGAACACUGCUUCGGACACGUCGAGCACCGGCGGAAGAAGCCGCAGAGCCACACCGCCACUGAACUUCAGGAAGCAGUGGAGCAAACCGCAUCGAUAACGUUGCAGCCAACCGAGCCGACGUCCGCUCCGAGUCCACCCGACAUAUCGACCGAUAGCUAAACUAUACUAAAAUAUACGAUUACUAAUGUA
Molecule: messenger RNA, 2010 nt
Organism: Pararge aegeria (speckled wood butterfly)
Lineage: Eukaryota; Metazoa; Arthropoda; Insecta; Lepidoptera; Nymphalidae
Product: succinate--hydroxymethylglutarate CoA-transferase-like
Exons: 7
Molecular function (GO): catalytic activity; protein serine/threonine phosphatase inhibitor activity
Source: RefSeq, a predicted model, not a curated record